Messenger RNA from Paramecium sonneborni, 372 nucleotides. The record is from the annotation of a GenBank genome assembly. Lineage: Eukaryota; Ciliophora; Oligohymenophorea; Peniculida; Parameciidae.
AUGGGAACUUGUUAAGUUAAAUUACAAAAUAUAGAUCAGAAAAAAAAUGAUGAUUAAAUUGAGACAACAUCACAACCUAAUAUUUAAUAAUUACAACUCACUCCUCAGGUUAGUAAUAUUGUUGGAGAUUAGGAUAGAAUGGAUGAUUUAUUUUUAGAUUUUGAUAGAUAAACAUCUUUGAAACCUGUUUAACAGACUACAACCUUGCAAGAAAAUGUAAAAUAAUUUUAUUAUGACAAGUUCUAACUAUCAUCUAAAAUCUAAAUUACUCAUGAUCCAUAGUCUUAGUCUCUAGACCAUUCAUAGUAAACAAACAAAUCGCCAAAGAAAUUAAAAAACUUGAAUACUAAAUUUAAAGAGAUGAUAUAAUGA